GAAUGAUCGUCGCUUCGAGAGGGAGGACGCGUGCGCGAGUGCCCUUCUGUGAUUACACGAGUGUGGAGAGUUGUUCGAUACGAUUUCUUCGUGACUCGGGAAUCAGUGUGUCAAAAUAGUGUCAGUGCAUCGACGAGAAAAUACAAAUCGGGUAGUGGCGAGAAGGAUAAUGUUCAAGUGUGUCGCCGAGAGGGCCGAGAAGGUUGCACGGAGUAAGACGAAACUCGCCGGGGAGAACGAGAACGCGUGACAGGUCUGGGCGAGGCUCGAGGAAGACGCCUCCGCGAGGAUUGCCGGGCGCAGCGAAGGAGGAAGUGGCGAGGGAUCGUGAGCGGUAGAAAGUAGAGUAGUAAGAUGCUAGUCUUCCCGGGCAACGGCGAGGCACCGACGAGGAUGGGAUCGGUGCUGUCGCAUCAACGACAACUUCGUCUGCUCCUGUCGAUCCUGGUGCUGUUGUCUCCUCGGCUGCCGGUCCGAUCGACGUCCGCCGACAUAGUACAAAGGUUCCACGACCCGGAGGUGAAGCGAAUGAACCAUCUGGUCGUGGACAAGAACACCGGCCGGGUGUACGUGGGCGCGGUGAACCGGCUUUAUCAGCUCUCGCCGGACUUGAAUCUCGUUGUGAAGGAAAUGACCGGGCCGAAAGGCGACUCGCCCGCUUGCUCCAUGAUCAACUGUCCCCGCGAAACGCCGACGCGGAUGGUCGACAACGUGAACAAGGUGCUGGUGAUCGACUACACGACCACCAGGUUGAUCUCGUGCGGAAGCCUGUUCCAGGGCACCUGCAGGGUACGAAAUCUGCAGAAUAUAUCGGACGUGGUGCAAGAAGUGCAGGAGGCGGUGGUGGCGAACAACGCUACCGCCUCGACGGUCGCGUUCAUCGCGCCGGGGCCCCCGAAUCCGCCCGUUUCUCAAGUCAUGUACGUGGGCGUCACUUAUACCGGCAACUCGCCCUACCGAUCCGAGGUGCCCGCGGUCAGCUCCAGAUCGUUGGACAAGGACAAGAUGCUGAACAUCGCGGAAUCCGCUGUCACCACGGGCACCAGGAUGUACGUGAACUCGUUGUCGCGCGAGAGAUACCCUAUCAACUACGUGUACGGGAUCAGCAGCGGCGGUUUCAGCUACUUCAUGACCACGCAGAUGAAGAACAGCAUGACGGCGGUGUUCAUAUCGAAGCUGGUCAGGGUUUGCCACGACGACGAGCAUUACUACUCGUACACCGAGAUACCGAUCAAUUGCACCAACAACGGCACCUACUACAACCUGGUCCAGGCCGCGUACGUGGGCAAGGCCGGCUCGGUUCUCGCCGUCGAUUUGGGCAUCACGGCCCAGGACGACGUGUUGUUCGCCGUUUUCGCCGAGAGCAACAGCACCAGCAGCGACGAACCCAAGGAACAUUCCGCGCUCUGCGUGUACUCGUUGAAGGCUAUUCGCAGGAAGUUCAUGACCAAUAUACAGAAGUGCUUCAGAGGCGAGGGUCACCGGGGACUGGAAUACAUCUCUCCGGGUCACGUUUGCAUCUUAACGAAACUGCAAACGAUCGGCGAGGAUUUCUGCGGUCUGGAUGUGAACACGCCUCUGGGAGGCGAGGACCCGAUGGAGGGCACCCCGGUGCUUACUUUCGAUAAACAUCUGACGGCGGUAGCUGCUACCUCGACCGGCGACUACACGGUCGUCUUCGUGGGCACGAGCAAGGGUCACCUGAAGAAGGUGGUCGUGGAGAGUUCGACCCUGGCCCUGGAAUACGGCGACCUGGAGAUCGAUACAAAUUCCACGGUGAAUCCGGACCUGUUGUUCGACUCGCAGCUGAUGCACCUGUACGUCAUGACGGAGAAGACCGUGUCCAAGAGAACGGGCCCUAGUUAUAGAAGCGGCCCGGCAUUCUGUCCUACGUUGAACGCGACCGAUUCCGAGGAGAUCCUGGUGUCUUCCGGCGUGAAGAAGGUGAUACGAGUCAAAGUGCACAUCAUCGGGCAAUUCAUCGUGCAGACUCGGUUCGUCUGUCAGUUCAACAUAGAAGGCCGUGUGACGAGCGUGAACGCUCGACUGCUUGCGGACACGAUUUACUGCGAGGAGACUGAAUUUGUAUACACAUCCCGCGCGCCUAACAUCACCGUGCCAUUCGCUGUGAUCUGGGGCGGUUCGAAGCCUCUGGACAACCCAAACAACAUCCAUCUGGUGGUAUACCGGUGCCACGACAUGGCAGACAACUGCGGAAUAUGCCUCACCCUGGCGACCAAGUACGACUGCGGAUGGUGUCAAAAUAAGGGCACAUGCGAGGUGGAGGAUAACUGCGAACGCAACACCGGCUCGUGGUUGAACAACACUCAGACUUGCCCGAACCCUGAGAUACACUCGUUCGAGCCGGUCAUGGGACCUUGGGAAGGUAACACGAACGUGACGAUACGUGGCAUCAACUUGGGCCAGACGUUCAAGGACAUCUACAGUGGUGUGGUGGUCAGUGGAUUACCCUGUCAGCCGUACGAAGAGCUCUACAUGCGCACGAAACAAAUUGUCUGUCGGGUAGACGGUCCAGGUGCGUCGCAAGGUAAAAGCGGACCUGUAAUGGUGACGAUCGAAGACUUCCGAGGCAAAUCCAAGUACAACUACGAGUUCGUGGAUCCUCAGAUCCUCUCCAUAUCCCCAAGAUAUGGACCCGUGAGCGGAGGUACCACAGUAAGGAUCACCGGCAAGUAUAUGAAUGCUGGCAGUACUAUCAAGGCAUUCAUCGAUAAGCUACCGUGCUCUAUAAUUAGCACAGAGAUGAACGAGGCUCUUUGCAUGACUAGUGCCAGUGGUCAUAAGAGAAAUGGCACGGUGAAGAUGUCGUUCGACGGUGCAAUAAGAAUGUACAGUGGAUAUUUCGAGUACGCGGAUGAUCCAACGAUCGAGAGCGUGGAGAGCGGCGUGGCUGGCCAAAUGAAAAUGCCAAAGGGUAUUCCAGCAGGCGGAAUAAAAAUCUCGGUAACCGGGAAGAACCUGGGCUACAUUCAAAGUCCGCAGAUGUACGUGUAUUAUGACGAGAAAAUGUUCGUAUCGCAGUGCGAAGUGCACAGUCAAGAGAGCAUGGUUUGUAAGUCUCCGACGAUCGAAGUUCCAGAACAGGUUACCUUAGACGCGGAAAAACCAUUGAUGCUGGAAUACGGCUUCCGUAUGGACAACGUGACGGGUGUGCAGAAUCUGUCGCAACACGGAUUCAACCAUUUCCUGCUCUAUCCGAAUCCUAUUUACGACGUAUUCGACGAGGAGAUCAAGUAUUAUAAGAGCGACUACUUGACCAUCAACGGCCAACAUCUGGAUCGCGCCUGUCAGGAAUCGGAUGUGAUAGUUCAAAUAGGAAAUUCCUUCUGCAAUGUUACCUCGCUCUCAAGACAACAACUCACGUGUAGACCACCCCUGACGCAACCACCAGCUAUCGACUCUGACGGUUUUCCAAACAAACAAGAACUACCCGAGGUGAUCGUGAUCGUGGGAGGCACACUUCGCUACAAUAUCGGGAAAUUGAGCUACGCACUGCCAGCUGGUCUAAACGGACCACUAUCGAAACCUGCUCUGAUCGGAGUAAUCGCCGCCAUAGUGGUCAUAGUGUUCGUGUUUAUCGCCUUCCUUAUCGCGUAUCGUCGCAAAUCCACCGAGAGCAACCGAGUGCUGAAGAACAUGCAAGAACAAAUGGACAUUCUAGAACUUCGUGUCGCGGCUGAGUGUAAGGAAGCAUUCGCUGAAUUACAAACGGAAAUGACUGACCUUACUGGCGACCUCACCAGCGGAGGUAUACCAUUCCUGGAUUAUCGAACAUACGCCAUGAUGAUAUUGUUCCCGAGCGACGACAAUAGCCCGGUACUGCAAUGGGACCGACCGGAAUUGGCACACAAAGAGAAAGGAUUGCGUUUGUUUGGGCAAUUGAUACUGAACAAGACAUUUUUGCUUCUCUUUGUAAGGACUCUCGAGAGCAAUCGAUACUUCUCAAUGAGGGACAGAGUGAAUGUAGCUAGUCUUAUUAUGGUUACGCUUCAGAGUAAAAUGGAAUAUUGUACGGACAUCUUGAAGACCCUCCUGGCAGAAUUAAUAGAAAAAUGUACGGAAGGAAAGAGUCAUCCGAAACUCUUCCUUAGACGAACGGAAAGCGUCGCUGAAAAGAUGUUGUCAGCUUGGUUCACUUUCCUCCUGUACAAGUUUAUGCGAGAAUGUGCCGGAGAACCAUUGUACGUACUAUUUCGUGCAGUGAAACAACAAGUCGAUAAGGGUCCUGUCGAUGCCAUUACGUCUGAAGCACGAUAUUCGUUAUCCGAAGAGAAGCUAAUCAGACAGUCCAUUGACUUCAAACCAAUGACGGUCUGUGUAUCUAUAUCUCAACAAACGGUCUUCGUCGGUGGUAUGGAUCCAAACACGGAGAACGUUCCAGUCAAGGUUCUCGACUGCGACACGAUAUCUCAAGUGAAAGAGAAGGCAUUGGACACGAUCUACAGAGCCACACCCUACAGUCAAAGACCGAGGAAAGAUGAUCUUGAUCUUGAAUGGCGAACUGGAGCCUCUGGUAGAUUAAUCCUCUAUGAUGAAGACUCAACGACAAAGACGGAAGGAGAAUGGAAAAAACGAAAUACGCUGAACCAUUACAGGGUACCAGACGGAGCGUCGCUCAACUUGGUCUCCAAGCAGUCGUCGAUUUACAAUCUAUCGAUCCUCUCCGAGAAAACGGACAAAUCGCACAAAUAUGAAACCCUGAACCUUAGUAAAUUCAGUUCAGCCAGCCCUCCGCUCUCCCGUGCCACGUCACCGUUAAAUCAGAAUCACGAUGGUGGUCUGAAAUGUUGGCAUCUCGUCAAACAUCACGACUCCGACGCACGAAAAGAAGGAGACCGUGGAAACAAAAUGGUGUCAGAGAUCUAUUUGACGAGGUUACUCGCCACGAAGGGUACUCUCCAAAAAUUCGUCGAUGACCUGUUCGAAACGAUCUUUAGUAUCGCCCAUCGGGGAUCGGCCCUUCCCCUUGCGAUUAAAUACAUGUUUGACUUCAUGGACGAUCAAGCACUGCAACACGGCAUAUCCGAUCCCGAAGUGGUUCACACAUGGAAAAGCAACUCGCUUCCACUCAGGUUUUGGGUGAACCUUAUCAAAAAUCCCAACUUCAUCUUUGAUAUACACAAGUCGAACAUCGUGGACUCAUGUCUGUCCGUCGUCGCGCAAACGUUCAUGGACAGUUGUUCCACUUCAGAUCAUAGAUUAGGUAAGGACUCGCCGAGUUCUAAACUGCUUUAUGCAAAGGACAUUCCAGUGUACAAAGAAUGGGUAGAACGUUACUACGCAGAUAUCAAAGUGAUGCCAGCCAUAUCCGAUCAAGACAUGAACGCCAUGCUUGCCGAAGAAUCUAGGUUGCAUACGUCGGAGUUUAACACGAAUUGUGCCCUGUACGAGCUGUAUACGUACGCGGGUAAAUACAACGAACAACUGAUAGUUACUCUGGAGGAGGACGAGUUCUCGCAGAAACAGAGAUUGGCGUACAAGCUCGAACAAGUACACAAUAUAAUGGCGGCGGACAACCCCUGAUGUACCAUGAACUCUAUGAAGCAUAUGACAAAGCCUGCCCGCCAAGAGUUACCCUGCUGAAUACUCGAUCGCAGUUAGGUACUCUUAAUGAAGCACCAAGAGGACUGGCCUAUGUUGUAAUUGAUCGUCUCAGGUUUCCGUGCAAGCCAGUUAUCUCAGCUUAGUACGCGAAUUAUUAAUACAAGAAGAAAUUGCACAACGGACCGCUGAAAUGUUCGAGCGAAAAAGUUUAAAAUGUCUACGAGAACUAAAGUGUGUGUGUGUGACAAAGUCUUCUGAAUUUGGUCGCUGGCUGGCAGGUGUGGCGAUAAUCACAUGGCGCAUUGUCACGCAUAAUUGUACAUAAAAUACCAAAAUCACAAUUAAUUGUAAUAGAAUUAUCGAUGUGCACCCACACCCCCCGGCGACCACAGCUACAUACAAAUUGAAAACUGAAACACUUCGCGCGCUAUGAAAUCGUCGUGGUGACGAUUCACGUGCCGCAACCGGCGGAUAGGGUUUUAAAGCGAACGAAAAUAAUAGGACAUUAGUGUUAUAAGUGAGUGAACGAAUCAGCCGAUCGAUCCGAUAACCUGUAAACGUGUUUAAAACGGCCGAUAUUUGCCGCCACUAUCGGGGAUCGGCGAUUUUUAACGAAGAAACAUUUCCAUCCACCGCUACUAGCUGAAAUUUUUUUGAAUUACGAACUGACGAAUUUUAAUAAAUAAGAUAAUUAACGAUUAACGAUGAUUAAUUAAACAAUAUGGGUAUAUUAUAUAUACAUGGAUGGUAUGUCGUAUGUAUAUGUGUACAUAUAUACACUUUAUACCGGCGCAAAAGUAUGUGUGUAUGUAUAUGCAGUAUCCGAAAAAUGAGCGCACGUACAGUAUCGGCGCUAAUGCCAAAAUAUUUCUCUCGUCACGGUUGAUCAUCGUUGUGCGAGAAAGCAGAGGUUAAACCAAGUACAGAACACAGAUAUCACAUUAGCAAUUCUUGUCCAAAUUUGUAAUCGUGAACUUUCAUCGACGAUUGCGCAGUUCGCCAUACUGUACGUACGCUAUGCAUUACGCGUAUUAUUUAUACUUACAUGCAUCCAAAACGAAAAAAAAAAAAAGGAAGAGGAAGGAGUCAUCCGCGAAAUCGGAGACAGACUGUGUAUUAGUUGAUAGAUAUUAAUCUAUGGACUAUGGCCGCGCGCGAGGCCAGCUCGAUGUGACGGUUGUGUUGAGUGUGCGUGCUUCCCCUCCUUGGUCUCCAGCUCAUUGUUCCAUUUUAUCAUUAAUCGUUCAUUCUCAUCGUCGUGCAUCCAUCACCUGAUGUUCACCCGAUCAUUGUCGCGCUAUUCAUGUUCAUCAGAAAAAUUCCCCAUUAUCCUCGUGUCAUCAUUACCUCUCUUUAUAUUACAUGUAGUAAAGAUGUCCACUAUCGGCGCCUCUUCUACUCUUUCUCAUCAUUCCUAAAAAAAUCACAUUGUGCCACUCUCUCUUCUCCCUUGUAAUGCUUCAACGCCUCCGUCGUCAUGUUGUUGUCACUCUUAAUUAUUGUAAUAUAUAAUGAAUAACGAUCACUGUUGAGUAUUGUCUGAUUGUAAUACAUUGAUAUUGAAUUGAUAUGAAUUGAUAAUCAUUAAUUAAAGCGUAACAUUAAACUCUGUGGAUGUAGCCACAUUGGUAUGGGUGGGAGUUUAAGACAAUUGAUGCAGAUGAGAAUGGUCGGGAGCCGUUCGCGAUAGACAGCACUCAAAAAUCACUUUGUCCUAGAAACGUUUUACCUGCGCGCCAUUUUCAAUUGUGUCGAAUCGAUAUUCGUUUUUAUCUAUAUAUACAUAUAUAGAGAGAGAGGGAUCAAAAAAUGGUAUCAUGGUUUUCGAAAAUCCUUUGCUAGGAAUUUUCACAAUCUAUCGUUUCUUCCAAGUUAAUCGUACGCACGGUUAACGUAACACUUUCACAAACGCACAUCGAAACCCAAUAUGGCGUUUCGUCACGUGAUAAGACUUUUCGAGACCGCGUAGGUUAGUUUCGAUUAUAUAUCGAUACUAUCGAAAAAAGAAUUCAUAUCGCCGAAGGUGUUCGUACCGAAGCAACCUUCGAUAGUUCUGUCGACGCGAGCGGCUAGUUGUGAAUGUGUAUUGUUCGUGUAUGCGUGAGUGUGUCCCGUGCGUCAAUUCAAUGUGCAGUUGUCAGUGGAGAAAGUAUUUAUUGCUCAAAAAACAUCGGAAGACCGUGUGUGGAAAGGUAAGGCAGCAGGGAAAGAUGCGGAGUUGGUAGGCUACGGGAAAGGAACGGGGGAGGGGGAAUGGAUGGGUGCGUAAAUUCAAGCGGUGAACGUACGUGAAACAUGAAGAAGAAAAAAAAUGGAUCACAGACAGGGUACUCCGCCAAGUCGAGAAAUACGGAAAAAAGCGAUAGAAGCUCACGUCGUUCAGUCGCUGUAUCAUUUGCAAAAGAUAACAAAUACAUAAAUAAAUAAAAAUAACAAAAGACAAAGGACUCGCAGCGCCCUCCCCCGCGCACGCCGACUUCAAAUGGUACUAAUAAACCCAAAGUGCCUCUGGUAGAUUUUUGGGCAUAAGCUUGAGUAAUAAAGACUACAUAGCGUUUACUAUAAAAGCACGACUACGACGCGAUCGCUGAUUGUAAUAAAAUGAUGAUAAUAAUAAUUUAAAAAAAAAAAAGAAAGGA
Molecule: messenger RNA, 8204 nt
Organism: Eufriesea mexicana
Lineage: Eukaryota; Metazoa; Arthropoda; Insecta; Hymenoptera; Apidae
Gene: PlexA
Product: plexin A
Exons: 12
Coding region: 355-5544 (1729 amino acids)
Biological process (GO): semaphorin-plexin signaling pathway; regulation of cell migration
Cellular component (GO): semaphorin receptor complex; plasma membrane
Molecular function (GO): semaphorin receptor activity; protein binding
Source: RefSeq, a predicted model, not a curated record